UCACUACCAACUCAUUUGACAUCGAAUAACAAAAAAUGCAUAAAAACAUAUAGUAAUCCAGUCGUUUCUUUUCCUUUCUUUUUUCACCAAAUUAUUUUUGUUAUUUUCCCUUUCCAUAGGUAAAACCAAAAAUCAUGAUGACACUUAAUAUAAAAUUAAUGACACCAAUACAAAACACGAAACGGAAGAAUCUUCGUUCCUCUUUACCGUCCGGCCGAGAAAAGCCUAAUCACAUCUUUCUCCUCUAUUCCUCUUUUUAAAACAUGAGAUCUCUCCCUUCUCAUCGCCAUUAAUUUCUGUGUUUCAAAUCUCACCAUCGUCUUCUUCUUCUUCUUCUUCUUCUUCUUUUAUUUCUGAAUCUUGAUUGAUUUGUUCUUUUGGGAGGGAUAGGGUUUUCCAAUUCCAAGGCCGGUUCUUGAGAUGGAGGAGAACACGGUGGCCGCGGCGGCGGAGAGAAGAUCAGGUUGUGGUUUAUUGACUGUAAUGUUUGGUAGACGUGGCUUGUGGUCCAAGAAAUCUACCGCAGCCGAUAACGGUAGCCAGAAAAGCACAUCUACGGCUGCAACCGCCACAAGCAACAUUCAAUUCACUAAAUCUCCAGGAACCGAGUUAAAGAAGCCUCGCGAUGAUCAGAAGAAGGUUUUGGCCGAGCCAGUCCAGAAUAAAAAGAUCCAGAACCAGAGAUCCGUAGUUCCAUCAAAACCCUCGUCAAAUCAAUACCCUAAUAACCAUCAAUUAGGGAGCUACGAGAGUCAUCAACAACAACAACAAAGGAGUAGUUAUAACAACAAUAGUAAUAGCGUUGAUCCAUACCGAGGAGGAGGACAGAGGAAAGUGCCGAGAGAAGCCAUUGGUUUAUCGGGUGAGCUUGAAAGCAUGAUCACCGAUCAUCAGAAAGCAAGAGGAGCCAAUGGAUUGGUUCGUGCAUCUUCUAGUAAUGUAAUGUUAUAUGGAAACCUUGGCAAUUUAAAUCAGACAGGACCAGUUAAGGCGGGUGUAAAUUACGGUAAUAACAAUGGAUAUGGCGCGGGUGUAAAUUACGGUAAUAACAAUGGAUAUGGCGUAAAGAGGACUACGAUGGCCGCCGCAACAAAAAGUCAAGAUCAAUCAGGAUCUUUGUGUAGAGCAAUCUCAACAAGGAUGGAUCCAGAAACGUUGAAGAUCAUGGGGAAUGAAGAUUACAAGAAUGGGAAUUUCGCAGAGGCGUUAGCAUUGUAUGAUGCAGCCAUUGCGAUUGAUCCCAACAAAGCUGCUUAUCGUAGCAACAAGAGUGCAGCUUUGACAGCCCUCGGGAGAAUUCUUGAUGCGGUUUUCGAAUGCAGAGAAGCAAUCAGAAUUGAACCUCAUUACCAUAGAGCACAUCAUCGAUUGGGUAACUUGUACCUCAGGCUAGGAGAGGUGGAGAAAUCAAUAUAUCAUUUUAAGCAUUCGGGUCCAGAGGCUGAUAGUGAAGACAUUGCAAAAGCGAAAACUGUACAAACAAAACUCAACAAGUGCACAGAAGCUAAGAGAUUACGAGAUUGGAAUGGUUUGAUUACGGAGACAACAAACACAAUCUCUGCAGGAGCUGAUGCAGCCCCACAAGUAUAUUCAUUGCUAGCAGAAGCCUUGUUGAAGACGCAUAGACAUCAAGAAGCUGAUGAAGCUUUGUCUAGAUGUCCUGUUUUCGAUGUGGAUACCAGUACUAGGUACUAUGGACCCGUUGGUUAUGCUGGUUUCUUGGUCGUCCGUGCUCAGGUUCACUUAGCCUCUGGCAGAUUCGACGAGGCGGUGGAGGCGAUCCAACGCGCCGGCAAGCUAGACGGGAACAACCGAGAGGUGAUCAUGGUAUCACGGAGGGCACAGGCGGUGGCGGAAGCUAGGUUCAGAGGAAACGAGCUGUUUAAAGCCGGGCGGUUCCAGGAGGCUUGCGCCGCUUACGGCGAAGGAUUAGACAACGAUCCGCGAAACUCCGUGUUGCUAUGUAACCGCGCGGCUUGCCGAACAAAAUUGGGUCAAUUCGAUAAAGCUGUCGAGGACUGCACGGCGGCGCUCUCCGUACGUCCGGGAUACGGCAAGGCACGACUCAGAAGAGCCGAUUGUAACUCCAAGAUCGGAAAGUGGGAAUUGGCGGUGGGAGAUUAUGAGAUAUUGAGGAAAGAGACGCCGGAAGAUGAGCAAGUUACAAGAGGAUUAUCAGAAGCUCAACAACAACUCAUGAAACGCCGUGGACAAGACUCUUGAGAAUUUUCCGGUGAUUUAAAGAUCAAUCACCGUGAGGGAUAAUAUCUAUGCAGGACUGAGAAAAAAAAAAUGGCCGGAAUAUUCUAUGUUCGAUUUUACUCUUUUGGGACGGCGAGCGACAACUAAAUGACAAAAUUGUGUGGAUUCUAUAAUUUUUAUAUUUUUGGGUUUGGAUCGAUUCAAUUGUUUGUAUAGGAAUGAGAUUGUGGGAAUACUGUAUUUAGCUUUACAAAAUUCAAAUAUUUGUCUAUGGUAACAAAAACGAAAAAAUAAUAUGCCAAAGUU
This is a messenger RNA of Camelina sativa (false flax), 2508 nucleotides long. NCBI's taxonomy places the organism in Eukaryota, Viridiplantae, Streptophyta, Magnoliopsida, Brassicales, Brassicaceae. The record is from RefSeq and is a predicted model, not a curated record.